AUGACCUCAGACCACAUGUUGAGAAUUUUCACCCUAUUGGACGAUGAAUUGAAGUUAAAAGCUUGUAACAAGUCAUUUCUCAAAUUUGAAAAGCAAUUUAAAAUUCCUUUGUCACUUGAAGUGACCAGUUCAGAGAAUGGAGAUGAUACAGAAAGGUGCGACAACAACAAGCAUAUUGCAAUAUGUCGAAAAUUCUGCUCGUUUGGAAAAUCUUCUCAAAAUCCCACUCAUUUAUUUAUUUAUUCCUCGAAUGGCAUCUUGAGAGUUCAGUUAACAUCAACAAAGUUCAAUAAUCGUGAGGAAUUGAUUUCUUUCGAUUCAUCCAACUACUAUGUGAACAAAACGUCUUGCUCUCAACAAGAGAUUUUAACCUUAGUAGAUUAUGAAGAAAGUACUCAAACUUUAUAUUUCUUAUUGUGGAACACAGAGAAAAAGAAUGAAUUGUUGCUUGCUUCAAAAUGCUUUGGCCAUGAUCUUGAUAUUCAAGAAACAACGUCAUGCAUGAUGGUUAUUCUAAGCUCGGUCACCAUUGAUAAUUUGAACCUAACCAAAGAAGAAGAAUCCACGUUGAUUCAGGUACAGAAAACAUUGGAAAGAAAUAACGAGAAGCAUUUUGUGAUCACUUUUAGAAACAAACAUUCUUCUUUUGAGAAAAUGCUUCCUCUCACUUGCAAUACACAUCCUAAACCCUCUCUUCACCUGAUGGAGAGGCCUAUCUUAUUGCCACAGCCUUGCACCUGUGUAUUGCCUUUAAAUUUGUCACAAUAUCUGGCUGCAACGGUGGAGGGAGAAUUGUUGUUGCUUGAGACAACAUUGCAACAACAGCAAGACCAAGUCACACCUUCUGUGAGGCAUCAUUUUCAUCGAAUUCCCAUUCACAAAGCUCGAAGAAUUUUGAGUAUGCAUUUCAACGAGAUGCAAGGAUGUUUGGUCAUGUUUCACGAAGAUGCAACAAGUGAGGGAGUUUAUCAAAGCCUCACACGGUUUGGAACGAAUCGGUUUGUGGCAGACCUGUCCAACUUCUUCGUUUGA
This is a messenger RNA of Naegleria fowleri, 1032 nucleotides long. RefSeq lists its product as uncharacterized. NCBI's taxonomy places the organism in Eukaryota, Heterolobosea, Eutetramitea, Acrasida, Naegleriidae. The record is from RefSeq and is a predicted model, not a curated record. The transcript has a single exon. The coding region runs from base 1 to 1032 and encodes 343 amino acids.